Acinonyx jubatus (cheetah) is the source of this 2918-nucleotide messenger RNA. RefSeq names its product solute carrier organic anion transporter family member 1B3. Gene Ontology annotation, cellular component: membrane. The record is from RefSeq and is a predicted model, not a curated record. NCBI's taxonomy places the organism in Eukaryota, Metazoa, Chordata, Mammalia, Carnivora, Felidae. Gene Ontology annotation, molecular function: protein binding. Bases 861 to 2846 code for a protein of 661 amino acids. The transcript has 14 exons. Gene Ontology annotation, biological process: transmembrane transport; sodium-independent organic anion transport.
UAUAUUCUAUAGACAUGUUCUUUGUGGGUACCAUUGCAAUUACAUAAAACAAGUUAAAGUUAUAACCAUCUAUUUUAUUUUUUUAAAUUCUUUUUUACAUUUACUUAUUUUUGAGAGACAGUGAGGCAGAGCAUGAGCAGAGGAAGGACAGAGAGGGAAGAAGACACAGAAUCUGAAGCAGGCUCCAGGCUCUGAGCAAUCAUUCAGGGCAGAGCCCAAUGUGGGCUUGAGCCAUGAGAUCGUGACCUGAGCCAAAGUCGGACACUUAACCAACUGAGCCACCCAGGCACCCCAUUUUUAAAUUUUUUUUAAUGUUUAUUCAUGUUCGAGAGACAGAGACAGAGCAUGAAUGGGGCAGGGGCAGGGAGAGAGGGAGACAGAAUCCAAAGCAGGCUCCAGGCUCUGAGCUAUCAGCGCAGAGCCUGAUGCAGGGCUCAAACUUGCAGAUGGCAAGAUCAUGACCUGAGCUGAAGUUGGUCGCAUAACCGACUGAGUCACCCAGUUCUCUAUUUUAAACUGAGAACAACUGAACUUCAACUGUAUAUGAAAAUUAUUUUGUGUAUUUGCCUCCAUCCCACUUUGUUGUUAAUGACACAAUUAUCCUUUUUAUAUUGCAUGUCCAUUAACAUAAAUUUACAUUGACUCUUUAUGCUUUUAAAAAUCUAAAUUAGAUUUAUAAGUGAUUUACUCACCUACAUUACAAUAAUACAGGAAUUUAUAUUUCCUUUACUAGGGAAUUUUUCAUUUGAUAUCGUUUUGUGUUGCUAUUCAUCACCCAUUCACUUCAACUUGUAGAACCUUCAGUGUUUCUUGUAGGGCAGAUCCAGUGUGAUGAAUUCCCUCAGCUUUGACUUAUCUGGAUGUUCUUAGUAGCCCUGUCACUCAGCUUUAUGUGUAAGGCACUCGGUGGAGUUGUUAUGAAAAGUUCCAUCACUCAGAUAGAAAAGAGAUUUGACAUAUCAUCUUCUGUUUCUGGCUUAAUUGAUGGAGGCUUUGAAAUGGGAAAUUUGUUUGUGAUUGUAUUUGUGAGUUACUUUGGAUCCAAACUACACAGACCAAAGAUAAUUGGAAUUGGUUGCUUCAUUAUGGGAACUGGAAGUAUUUUGACUGCUUUACCACAUUUUUUUAUGGGCUAUUACAGGUAUUCUAAAGAAAGUCUUGUCAAUCCAUCAGAAAAUUUAACAAGCUUUUCAACCUGUUCAAUUAGUGAAAAUUUGUUACUCAAUAGUACAUCACCUAAGAUAGUAGAAAAAGGUUGUGAAAAGGAAUCUGGAUCAUAUCUAUGGAUAUAUGUACUACUGGGUAAUAUGCUCCGUGGAAUUGGGGAAACCCCCAUAGUACCCUUGGGGAUUUCUUAUAUUGAUGAUUUUGCUGAAACAGGACAUUCUUCUUUUUAUUUAGGUACUUUGCAUGCAAUAUCAAUGAUUGGUCCAAUCAUUGGCUUUAUACAGGGAUCUCUGUUUGCUAAAAUGUACGUGGAUAUUGGAUAUGUAGAUCUCAGCAGUAUCAGAAUUACUCCUAAGGACUCUCGUUGGGUUGGUGCUUGGUGGCUUGGUUUCCUUGUGGCUGGACUAUUAUCCAUUAUGUCCUCCAUUCCAUUCUUUUUCCUGCCCCAAAAUCUGGAUAAACCACAGAAAGAAAGUAAAGAUUUAGGAUAUUCGCAUUUCCCCAAAACAAAUGAGAAAAGGAGUCAAAUAGCUAAUGUGACCAACCGUGGGCAAAAUAUUAGUGAAAAUAUAACUGAUUUUUUCCAGUCCUUGAAAAGCAUCCUUACCAAUCCCCUAUAUGUUAUAUUACUGUUUUCAUCAUUGCUACUGUCCAGCAGCCAUAUUGGUGCUAUUACUUAUGUCUUCAAAUACAUAGAGCAACAGUAUGGUCAGUCAGCAUCUGAGGCUAACGUUUUUCUUGGAACCAUAACCUUACCAACUGUUGCAACUGGAAUAUUUACAGGAGGAUAUAUCAUUAAAAAAUUCAAACUUAGCUUGCUUGGAAUUGCCAAAUUAUCAUUUUAUACCAGCGCAUUGGCCCUCAUAUUUCAACAAUUCAACUUUGCAGUAAUUUGUGAAAGCAAAUCAGUUGCUGGCCUAACAUUGACCUAUGAUGGAAGUAAUCCAGUGGCAUCUCACAUAAAUGUACCACUUUCUUAUUGCAACUCAGACUGCAAUUGUGAUGAAAGUCACUGGGAACCUGUCUGUGGAGCCAAUGGAGUAACUUACAUGUCACCUUGUCUAGCAGGUUGCAAAUCUUCAAGUGGCAAUAAAAAGUCUAUAGUGUUUUAUAACUGUAGUUGUGUGGAAGUAACUGGUGUCCAGAACAAAAAUAAUUCAGUGAAUUUGGGUGAAUGCCCAAGAGACAAUCAUUGUACAAAAAAAUUUUAUAUUUAUGUACUGGUGCAAGUCUUGAAUUAUUUUUUCUCUUCAUUGGGAAGCACCCCAACUAUCAUGCUGGUUUUUAAAAAUGUUCAACCUCAGCUGAAAUCCCUUGCAGUGGGUUUCCAUUCACUAACUAUACGAGCAUUAGGAGGAAUUCCAGCUCCUAUAUAUUUUGGGGCUCUGAUUGAUAAAACAUGUAUGAAGUGGUCUACCAGCAGCUGUGGGAAACGAGGGUUUUGCAGGUUGUAUAACUCCAGAUUAUAUGGAAAUACCUACUUGGGCUUGAUUGUGAGCUUAAGAUUUUCAGCACUUAUUCUGCUUGUUGUAUUAAUUUUCACUAUGAAGAAAAUAUAUCAAGGAAAAAAUACCAAGGCAUCAGAAAAUGGAAGAAAAGAUAUGAAUGAAGCAAACUUAGAACCCUUAAAUAAUGAUGGAUAUUUUGUACCUUCUUCGGACAAUGAAGCACAUAUGUAAGGGGAAGAAAAGAAUAUGUUGCUGUGUUUUACACUAACAUUGUAUUAAAGUAGUAGGAUGUUAUUUUGAGCA